AGAGCUUCGCUUUCAAAGCCCUUUGGCAGGUGUGGAAAGAUGGCUCAUGCCCGGAUCUCCAUGUACUUGCCUCCCGACAUUGACCCCACAAAGGCUGCCAUUGCUUAUGGCUGUCGGGCCUUGCCCAAGCUUAAUGAAGAGCUGCAAUCAGAGAUUCUCCUGACAAGGCAGAAAGCCCUAGUGGCUCUGUGUGACCUCAUGCACGAUCCUGAGUAUGUCUAUGAGGCUAUCAACAUAGGCUGCCUGGAGAGCCUGAAGGCCCUGCUGAGUGAUGAUGACAACCUGGUGCGGAUAAAGACCACCGAGGUGCUGUACAUCAUGGCCACCCAUAACGUAGGCAGAACUGGCUUCUUAGAGCAUGAUGUCAUCAUAGCCCUGUCGCUCCUGCUGAAUGAUCUUCAGACAGUCUGCAGGGAAAACCUACACCAGGCAUUCAAGCAUCUGGCGCAGCUGCCCGAAGGUGCCCGGGGCAUCGUCAACAGUGGCCUGAUCCCGUCACUAGUACGGAAGCUGCAGGUAGAGGAGGAACACAUUCAGGAGAUCAUCUUGGACACUCUGGCACCAUGCCUGCAGGAGGAUGCCACUGAAGCUCUAAAAAGCCAAGCUGUGCCCCGCUUUAAGGAGAAGCUCCUUAGCGCCAACCCCCAAAUCCGCAGCAAGGCUGCUCGGGCACUCAUUGCCAUCAGCGUCCCUUUGGAGGGCAAGAACCAGGUGUGGCAAAACGAUGUAAUUCCAAUCCUGGUGGAACUAUUGUCGGACUCUGAGGAAGAGGUACAGGCUAAUGCGGCUGGGGCCCUGAUGCAUGCGACAGUGACCACUGAAGGGAAAUACGCAGCCCUGGACGCAGAGGCCAUUAGACCACUCCUGGAGUUGCUUUGUUCCACGCCCACGAUCAAGGUGUGUCUGAAUGCCACCAAAGCCCUCACCAUGCUGGCUGAGGCCCCCGAGGGCCGCAUGUUACUGCAGCCCCACGUGCCCACCUUCCGUCUCCUCCAGAUGCAUAAAAAUGAGGCCAUACAACGAGCAGCCCAAGUAGCCAUCAAAGUGAUUGAGUGGAGGCCAUGA
Arvicola amphibius (Eurasian water vole) is the source of this 1065-nucleotide messenger RNA. It is a transcript of the gene Rsph14, whose product is annotated as radial spoke head 14 homolog. The transcript has 6 exons. The record is from RefSeq and is a predicted model, not a curated record. Gene Ontology annotation, molecular function: protein binding. Bases 40 to 1065 code for a protein of 341 amino acids. Lineage: Eukaryota; Metazoa; Chordata; Mammalia; Rodentia; Cricetidae.